UGCGACGAUGGUGGUAUGGGAAAUAAGAAAAACAAGCUGAUCCUCUUUAUUGCUGUGGCUGCUAGUGGAAUUCUCCUCAUGGUAUCAUGUUGCUGCUUUUACGUUUACAGUUUCUUGAGGUGGCGUGAGAAAGUAAAAAGUGGGGCCGCUGGGGAGAAAAAGCCCAGCCCAGCUAGGGCUAGUUCAAAGAGCAGUGGAGGUCGUCGUAGUAGCGAAAAUGGACUGAAGCUUAUUAUGUUCAAUGACAAAAUCACAUUAGCAGAAACAAUUGAAGCAACUAGGCAGUUUGAUGAAGAGAAUGUGCUGAGCAGAACCCGACAUGGGGUAGUCUUUAAAGCAUGUUACAAUGAUGGAAUGGUGCUUGCAAUACGCAGACUUCCAAACGGAUCACUUGCUGAGAACAUGUUCAGAAAAGAAGCGGAAUCACUAGGCAGAGUGAAGCAUCGAAAUUUAACAGUUCUUCGUGGAUACUAUGCUGGUUCGCCUGACCUCAGACUCCUUGUCUAUGAUUACAUGCCUAAUGGAAACCUCGCUACAUUACUCCAAGAAGCAUCCCACCAAGAUGGCCAUGUCCUCAACUGGCCAAUGCGUCACCUCAUUGCACUUGGCAUUGCUCGUGGUUUGUCUUUUCUCCAUGCAGCCUCAAUGGUACAUGGCGAUUUGAAGCCCCAAAACGUGCUUUUUGAUGCAGAUUUUGAGGCACAUUUGUCGGAUUUUGGUCUCGAUAAGCUCACAGUGGCCACCGCAACUGAGCCCUCAACUUCAACAUCAGUUGGCACAUUAGGCUAUGUAUCCCCAGAAUCAACUUUGACUGGUGAAGUCACAAAACAAUCUGAUGUCUAUAGCUUUGGCAUUGUAUUGUUAGAACUUCUAACUGGAAAAAGGCCAGUAAUGUUCACACAAGACGAAGAUAUAGUGAAAUGGGUAAAGAGGCAAUUGCAAAGAGGUCAAAUUUCCGAGCUUCUAGAACCUGGGCUGCUUGAACUUGAUCCCGAAUCAUCAGAAUGGGAAGAAUUCUUGCUGGGAAUAAAAGUGGGUUUACUUUGCACAGCACCCGUCCCGUUGGAUCGACCCACCAUGGCUGAUAUCGUGUUCAUGCUUGAAGGUUGUCGUGUCGGCCCCGAUAUUCCCUCAUCCGCAGAUCCCACCUCCCAUCAUUCUCCAGCAUGACCCAUCGACUAAAAUUUGUAACCCAAUUCCAUUUACUUUUACAUUAUUUUUCUGCCUUUUCUUGUCAGGAAAAGAUUGUUAUCAGUAGCUAGUUUUGAAGUUUUAAUUAUUUUUGGAGUAAAAUUUCAUAUUCUUGGAACU
Molecule: messenger RNA, 1311 nt
Organism: Olea europaea var. sylvestris
Lineage: Eukaryota; Viridiplantae; Streptophyta; Magnoliopsida; Lamiales; Oleaceae
Product: probable LRR receptor-like serine/threonine-protein kinase At4g36180
Exons: 1
Coding region: 16-1170 (384 amino acids)
Biological process (GO): protein phosphorylation
Molecular function (GO): ATP binding; protein kinase activity
Source: RefSeq, a predicted model, not a curated record